AUGAAACUCACUCCUCUUUUUUUCCUCUUCGCAGCAGCCUGCGCUGAACAUCAGCAUCAGCACCGAGAUAGUACCGACAAUGGCAUCAAUCUCGCCUCGAUCUCAAGCGCACUCGAACACCUGACUGCCAAUCAAACAGCAAGCGCCAACUUCGGCAACAUUUCCCCGCCUCCAAAGUCCCUCAUCGGCGAAAUCCUCUCCGUCGUCCCCGUCUCUGCAAUCUGGGAACUCAUCAAUCCAGACCAGCGCAGCUCCCUUGCAAGCCAAUUCAAAGCAGGCACCACUCCAGCCUGGUACAAUGCCCUGCCUACAGAUGUUAAGAGCUACAUGUCCGUUGUCAAAUCGCAGAUCUCGGAUGGCGCAUUGACUGCAACGACGGGCUUGGCGUAUCAAACUACUUCGCAGACUCAGACUCAGGCCCGGACUACUUCUGCGACCGGGGCCGAGUCGGCGGCGACCUCAACUUCGUCGAGUGCGGCUGCUCCCACGGGGUUGACUGUUUCGGUGGUGGGGGCGCUGGGGGUGCUUGGGCUUGCGUUAGCUUUGUAA
Molecule: messenger RNA, 549 nt
Organism: Penicillium soppii
Lineage: Eukaryota; Fungi; Ascomycota; Eurotiomycetes; Eurotiales; Aspergillaceae
Exons: 2
Coding region: 1-549 (182 amino acids)
Source: RefSeq, a predicted model, not a curated record